Molecule: messenger RNA, 2067 nt
Organism: Chelonoidis abingdonii (Abingdon island giant tortoise)
Lineage: Eukaryota; Metazoa; Chordata; Testudines; Testudinidae
Product: olfactory receptor 14A16-like
Biological process (GO): G protein-coupled receptor signaling pathway
Cellular component (GO): membrane
Molecular function (GO): olfactory receptor activity; G protein-coupled receptor activity
Source: RefSeq, a predicted model, not a curated record
CACUAACAACACCUACUCAUUGUAAGUGAUGAGUGCUGUGCACCUUUGACAUUCAUAUCAUGAGAUGUUAGGGAAAGGGGAAUCAGGGACAUUCCCUCUGUCGCUGUCAUCCUGACCAUUGUCCUUUUCAUUCCCUCCCCAGCCAUCACACACUGUACUGAGGAAGACAAUGUCCAACCAAACCGCUGUGACUGAAUUCCUUCUCCUGGGAUUCUCCGAUGUUUGGGAGUUGCAGAUUUUACAUUUUGUGGUGUUUCUAGUGCUUUACCUGAUAUCCCUGCUGGGGAACGUUCUCAUCAUCACAGCCAUAGCCCUUGACCACCAUCUUCACACUCCCAUGUACUUCUUCCUGAUGAAUCUGUCCAUCAUAGACCUCGGCUCCAUCUCUGUCACCAUCCCCAAAUCCAUGGCCAAUUCCCUCAUGAACACCAGGAAGAUUUCUUAUUCUGGAUGUAUUGUCCAAGCAUUUUUUUUCGUAUUCUUCUCUGCAGCAAAUUUUGUCUUACUGACAAUCAUGGCAUAUGACCGAUACAUUGCCAUCUGCCAACCACUGCACUAUGAGAUGGUGAUGACCAGGAGAACUUUUGUCCAAAUGGCAGCCAGUGCCUGGAUCAGUGGUAUUCUCUACUCUGCAUUGCACACUGGGAACACAUUUGCAAUAUCUUUCUGUGGAGGCAACAUGGUGGAUCAGUUCUUUUGUGAAAUCCCCCAGCUCCUUAAGCUUGCCUGCUCUGACUCAUACCGCUUUGAAGUUGGAUUUCUCGUCUUUAGUGUGUGCUUAGCCUCAAGCUGCUUUGUUUUCAUAAUUGUGUCAUACGUUCAGAUCUUCAAAGCAGUGCUGAGAAUCCACUGUAAGCAGGGCCAGCAUAAAGCCUUCUCCACCUGUCUCCCUCACCUCUUUGUGAUCUCCCUGUUUAUUUGUACUGGGACCUUUGCCUACUUGAAACCUACUUCCAGCUCAACCUCAGGUCUGAAUCUCGUGGUGGCUGUUCUCUAUUCUGUGUUGCCACCAAUGAUGAAUCCAAUCAUCUACAGCAUGAGAAACAAAGAGAUCAAAGGAGGUUUUGGAGGUGGAAAGGCCUGAGGAUUUGGAUGAGUCUUUGGUGACACAGAAUUUUCAAUGUUUGUCCUCUCUUGAGAGAGUCCAUAUGUCAUCCCUUUGAAGGGGUUUUAUGAGCGCUUUGGUCAGAAAGGUUUGCUCCUUACAAUGAUAAAAGAGUGCAAAAGAUGUUUCUGUAUGGCUUAGUUCCUCCUGGAAUGAUUAUAUGUAUCUGUUGGGAUGUUAUUGUAUUAUUAUUGAUAUGUUAGGCAUAUUUUUAUUAUUUUAACCUAAAUGAAUAUGUAAAAAUGGUGUCAUUCUUGCUAUGGUGGAAAGGCUGUUUGAAAGAAAUUUUUUUCCAGAGUUUCCUAAAGAAAAUCUGACUUGGAAUAAUGAGGUCAAAUUUAGAUUCCAUGGAAGUGACUGGAGUUUAGCCCCUCACAUCAAGGAGAUCAGGAUUUGGCCAAUAGCCUCUAUACACAAGGAUCCAGAUUUCACUGACAGCACCCUGAAGAAAGUGAGCGUGCCAGAGAUCUACGGGUCAGAUUUCUCAACUCAGCUAGACCAGCACAAUGCAGAAGAGAACCAUUAACAUCAUAAAUUUAGUACUGAUGAGGUUCUGGCCCAAAGUCUCUGUGCUACCCCCAGUAGUGACAUGAAUGUUGGUGUAAGUUUCUUGUCUGGGGUCAUUUUGUUCUAACCCCGGUGUAAGUUCACUGAUCUGGUGUUUCACAGGCCAACCUGUGUAGAUCUACUGACAUCCAAGCUGAGGAAGGAUUUCAGAUGUUGGCCUGUUAUUAGUAUUAGAAGAUCAUCUUUGUGCAUGGUCAUGUACACUACAGAAGCAGAGUAUGUGUUUAGACAGAGAUACAGACAGACAUGACCAUUCCUUGUCCUAACACACAACUUCAUUUAGUCAUAAUGAUAGAUUUCUAUUUGACUGUGAAUUAUAUUACUUAGCUAGAUAAUGAAUUAUCUAUUGUGAUAGACCCAGGCCAGUUGGGUACAGCAGAAUAGCAGAAGACAAA